Molecule: messenger RNA, 2835 nt
Organism: Fopius arisanus
Lineage: Eukaryota; Metazoa; Arthropoda; Insecta; Hymenoptera; Braconidae
Product: mucin-2
Exons: 3
Coding region: 264-2651 (795 amino acids)
Cellular component (GO): extracellular region
Molecular function (GO): chitin binding
Source: RefSeq, a predicted model, not a curated record
CAGAUGAUAGUUCACGUCUCAAUUUGCCUAAUCCAACAAUUGGAUAAAUUCUGUUUUGCAUAUAAAUUCAUUCGCAGUUUGAAAACACUAACGUAUAUUCACUUCGGUGAUGUUAGAUAUGAUAAUCACUGCGCUAUUGUGAUAAGACAAUCUUUAUAGAAAAUGAACUGCCAGUUGGACGUAAUAAAUUAGCAAUCCUUCGUUGGAUCUUCACGUCCGUAAUUCAACAGAAUUGAAAACAAAUAAUUAUCAAGAAAAUUAUAAUGACACGGCAUUGGGCUUUUUCUGUAGGCAUAGCAGGGCUGCUGCUUGCAGUAUUUGCUGAAAGCCUGGGAGGCUCUGGGUCAACUGAAAACCCUAGAACUACGGAAGCUCCAGUGCUGACUGAGUGCCCGAAAGUGGAUAUCCCGGGGAGAACAGUUCUUCUUGCCCACGAGUCUGAUUGUACGAAGUUCUAUGCAUGCUCCAAUGGGAGGAAGAUUCUGAUGGAGUGUGCGUUGAUGGAUCUGAACGGAAAUCGCUUGUAUUUCAAUGUUAAACUCCAAAUGUGCGAUUGGCCAAGUAGAUCUAAUUGUAAUAACAGAAAUACGACAGCGCAGCCACCUGGGGAAAACACCACCCCUGAGCCCACAGAAGGGAGUGGAACAACUAUAGCGGAAAAUUCUCCAACGACAGUAGAUACCGUCCCUACUUCUGAAUCAUCUACAACUAAACAGUCAACACAGAGACCGACAACUGAAGGGACAGGAGAUGGAAAUUCCAGCGAUACUCAUAUCCCAACUGAAUGUCCCAAAACGGAUUCACCGGCUAAAACCGUCCUACUUCCCCAUGAGUUGGAUUGCACAAAAUUCUAUGCAUGCGUUCAUGGAAAGAAGGUUCUCAUGCAGUGUGCACUACUGGAUCUUAAUGGGCAUCGCCUGUACUUCAAUGCUAAGUUACAAGUGUGUGAUUGGCCGAAUAGGUCUGGAUGUAUGAAUAACCAUACAACGCAUGCUAGUGAAGGUACAACACAUCCGACUACUGGAAUAACUGAAACGACUUCGCAGCAAUCGACUACACAGCAGACUACAAAUUCUAGUACUCAGUUGCCCACGAUAACUGAAACGUCUACGCAGAAACCGAGUACAGGGUCUAAUACAAAUCCUACUACUGACUCGUCUUCAACAACGGAAAAUCCCACACAGGAACCUAGUACGGAGCGUACUACAAGUUCAAUUACUGAGUCACCUACAACUACUGCAAAUCCCACACAGGGGUCGAGUACAGAGUCUACUACAAGUCCAACUACCGAGUCCUCUAGAACCACAGAAAAUCUCACACAAAAACCGAGUACAGAGUCUACUACAAGUCCAACUCCCAAGUCCUCUACAACCACAGAAAAUCCCAUACAACAACCGAGUACCGAGCCUACUGCAAAUCCAACUACCGAGUCCUCUACAACCACAGGAAAUCCCACAGAAAAACCGAGUACAGAGCCUACUACAAGUCCAACUACCGAGUCCUCUACAACCACAGAAAAUCCCACAGAAAAACCGAGUACAGAGCCUACUACAAGUCCAACUACCGAGUCCUCUACAACCACAGACAAUCUCACAGAAAAACCGAGUACAGAGCCGACUACAAGUCCAAUUACUGAGUCGCCUACAACCACUGGAAAUCCCAUACAGGAGCCGAGUACAGAGCCUAAUACAAGUCCAACUACUGCGUGGUCUACAACCACUAAAGACCUCACCGAAGAACCGACUACAGGGCCAACAACCAGCCGUACUACUGAGUCAUCUACAACUACUGAAAAUCCCACACAAGAACCGAGUACAGGGUCUCCUACAAAUCCACCUACUGAGUUGCCUACAACAACUGAACAAUCAACACAGAAACCAACUACAGAAAGUACUCCACAACCUACUACCCAAUUACCUUCAUCACCUACUACUCCAAAUCCGUUCGACUCCUGUCCCCCCAGCGGCAUCAACAACGGUAAAUCAUACUCCCACGAGUGCAUUUGCGAAAAAUACUACACGUGCUCGGAUGCAGGACUGAUCCUACACCAGUGCCCCAACAAAAAACACUUCAAUCCGAGCACUGAAGCCUGCGAUGAGCCCGAGAACGCCGGGUGUUCGAGACUUCCGUUAACAACACAAAUCACACCAACCAGCUCUGAUCCAGUCACCAUGGAGUGCCCUCCAGAUGGCAACAGAACUCUGAUUCCCCACGAGACCAAGUGCUCCUCGUUCUACAUUUGCGAUAAAGGGCAGAAGCAAUUAGCGAAUUGCGUGCCAGGACUCGAGUUCAAUCCGACCCUCCGCGUCUGCGAUUAUCCCGAGGCUUCUGGCUGCAGCAAGCCGUCCUCACAGACGAGAUCAGUCAUCAUUGACGAUUUUCAUUUGAGAGUGUCCGAAGACAUCGAGGCUCGUCAUCAUGGUCAACAUCACCAUUCCGAUGAUACGCGCGGGUGCAUCGGCAGAUGUUUGGGUAUAGAUCCAAACGAGGUGGAGCAAUUGCCGCAUAGGGACUGCAGAAAAUUCUGCAAGUGUCAUCUCAGGAGACCCCACGUGAUCGAGUGCCCUCCUGAUUUGCAAUACAACCCUGUGGAGCGAAUCUGCGAUUAUUCAGUGCACGCUGGCUACAAGGGACACAAUCACCGUCAAUAAAUUAUAGCUUAGACUGCAUUCAAAUAAGUAUUUCCGAUUCGAUUCGACACUAAACAUAGAAAAUUAACAAAAAAGUUGACCUAAUUUUCUCUACUCAUAAAAGCAAUGAAGCGAAAAUUAUGUUUUAUUUUUAUCAUAAUUUCUGUCCGUUAAUGUGGAAUCAAUAAAAUCUAUCUAAUUGUUG